Arachis duranensis is the source of this 654-nucleotide messenger RNA. Its product is annotated as zinc finger BED domain-containing protein DAYSLEEPER-like. The transcript has a single exon. Bases 1 to 654 code for a protein of 217 amino acids. NCBI's taxonomy places the organism in Eukaryota, Viridiplantae, Streptophyta, Magnoliopsida, Fabales, Fabaceae. The record is from RefSeq and is a predicted model, not a curated record.
AUGGAUAGUAUCAACAUGGAUGUAGUAGCUCAAGAACAACAAGAAAAAAUUCCUAUUGAAGAAACUGCUAAUUUUGUUCUAGACGAGUCUGUCUCGAAUGAAAAUAGUAACAAAUCUUUAUUGAAAUAUUUUUAUUGGCAAUAUUUUAGUAGAUAUAAAGAGGGAAAAGAGUGGAAGGCAAAGUACAACUACUGUAAGUCUGUUCUUGGUACCAAUCCAAGAAAUGGGAAUAUAAAUUUGAAGAAACAUGUGCUCUAUUAUUGGAAGAGAAUAAAAUUAACAAAUUUAAGACAAUCAACAAUUGACGAAUCUCUUCAAAGACAUGGAAAGAAUAGUUCAGAUGCUUUUAUAUUUGAUGUAUCUCACACAAGAAAAUUGAUUGCCAAGUCCAUUUGUAUGCACGAGUAUCCUUUGUCAUAUGUGGAUCAUGUUGCAACAAGAGAAGUGUUUACUUCAAUGCAACCAACGUUUAAGAUGCCAAGCCGAAACACAAUCAAGAAGGAUAUCUUUGAAAUGUACGAAGUGGAGAAGCUUAACAUAAAUAAGAUGAUGGAUGCAAAUGAUAGUCGAGUGGCUAUUACAACUCACAUGUGGACUUCCAAUCAGAAAAAAGGAUACAUGGUUAUUACAGCACACUACAUUGAUAGUUUAUGA